Molecule: messenger RNA, 2763 nt
Organism: Calidris pugnax (ruff)
Lineage: Eukaryota; Metazoa; Chordata; Aves; Charadriiformes; Scolopacidae
Gene: ARHGAP36
Product: Rho GTPase activating protein 36
Exons: 11
Coding region: 161-1555 (464 amino acids)
Biological process (GO): signal transduction
Source: RefSeq, a predicted model, not a curated record
UGCAGCGAAGGGUCUCCUGUGGGGCUGCUCCAGAGGCGGCGGAGACACGGCCUGGGAAACCAUCAUCCCCCGGGAAGAGAAGGGACCCCGUCCCGCUGCUCCAGAGGGAACCCACAAGAGGACCUUUAUCUCAGCCUUCCUGCCAGGACACGGUGCCGAGAUGCAGCCCGUGCCCCUGCAGAGCCUUUCGGAGCUGGAAAGAGCCCGGCUGCAGGAGAUCGCGCUCUACCAGCUGCAGGAGAAGCUGCUGGUGGGGGACCUCAGCCUGGCCAAAGUCAGACCUAAAGGCAGCAAAUCCAUCCGCCAGAAACUGGAGAGCUUCUCAAAGGAGAGGAAAGACUGCUCUCCUCAGACUUUUGGGAUCCCCCUCUCCCAAGUCAUCGCCAAUGACCGUGCCUACAAGCAGCUGCAGGAGGAAUUGAAGAAGAGCCGCCGGCUCUGCCUGGAGGUGGAAGCCACAGUGAGGAGGUUUCAGGCACAGAGGCAGAAGAGGUCCCCCGUGGGCAGGAGCUGUGGGCUGGUGCCCUGCGGGGUCUUCCCGGAGGAGCCACUUUCCCCGACUCUUCUCGACAACAGGUCCUGGAGCCAGCGAAGGGGGGCCAUGUCCGUGGACUCCAUCACUGACCUGAGUGACAACACGUCCAAGCUGCUGGAGGCACUGCAGUUGUCCCACCCCCGCGAGCUGGAUCGACGCCGAAGCCUGGGCAAGACAGAGAUGUUGAGUCUCAACCCCAUCACCCAGCAGGUUCCACGGAUUGUGGAGAGGUGUUGCCAACACAUCGAAACACACGGUCUCCAAACGGUGGGCAUCUUCCGGGUGGGGAGCUCCAAGAAGAGAGUUCAGCAGCUGAGGGAAGAGUUUGACCAAGGACUGGACGUUUUCCUGGAUGAGCAUCAAAGUGUCCAUGACGUGGCUGCUCUGCUCAAAGAGUUUCUCCGGGACAUGCCGGAUCCCCUGAUUCCCAGGGAGCUCUACGCUGCCUUCCUCCGCACGGCCUCCAUGGAGGGGCCGGCUCAGCUGACCACCCUCCAGCUGCUGCUCUUCCUGCUGCCCCCCUGCCACAGCGACACCCUGCACCGGCUCCUGCGGUUCCUGGGUGAGGUGGCCCGGCACGCCGAGGGCUCCCAUGGGCCCCAGGGCCAGCAGAUUCCUGGGAAUAAAAUGACGGUUUCAAACCUGGCCACAAUCUUUGGUCCCAACAUCCUUCAGAAAGAGAAGCCUGGGGAGAAAGACGCUGGUGCCAUGAACUUUGAAGACAGCGCUGCCAUCAUAGUGGUUCUCCAGAGGCUGAUUGAGCACUGCCAGACCUUGUUCACGGUCUCCCCCGAGAUGCAACACGACGUCCUAAGGAGGCUCUUUCAGACAGACCCCGAUGUCAUCGACUACCUUCUGCGCAGGAAGUUCAAUGCCGGGCCGAGCACGGAGAGCGAGGAUUCAAGGGAGGAGCAGGGUCCAUCCCCACCACCUGCUCGGACCCGCACCCUGGGGAGCAGCGCGGUGUCCUCGGAGUUGUACAGCAACGUCUCCUUCCUAAACCUGGACGUUGGCAUCUAGCAAGCCUGGUCUGUGCCCUCGGCACGACCAUCUGCGGACAAAGCUGGGCAACCUUUCUCUGGCAAAAGCUGUCCCGCUUCGGAGGAGAGGAGUGGGAACCUCUGUGGGAGCAUCUUUGCUGCCAGCAGAGAUUCCAGAUGGUUGUGGUGCCGUCAGAGCCACAGCAGGAGAUGUGUGUGUGUGAGUUGCCACCAGAAGGGCUUCCCAGGCCUGGGUUCCUUGGGCGAUGGCAACCAGGAAACCCGUGUGCUCGAGCAGCAGCUGUGGGAAGGGGAGCGAGCCAGGAGGCCACGGGGACGUGCUGUCGCCUUGUGUGGAGCUCUGAGGAACAGUCUCUGUCACCUACUGCUCCUUAGGAGUUGGAGGCACGUGGUGUUCAUCCCCACCGCUGUGAGCUCCUGGCUCAGGGUUGCCAGCAUGAUGGGUGGCAGCGCGGGCCACCACAGGGUGGUCUUGUGUCCUCCCUACCCAGGCAGGACAACCUCUGCCCUCCGAAUGACCACCAGCCCCCAGCACUGGGAUGGAGAACUGGUGCAGACUGGGGAGCACUGGGCAGGAGUGUGGUGCCUCAUGCCAUGCUCGGUGGACAGGACUCGGAGCUCCAACUCAGACCCCACCUGGUGCACCCCCUGGCAUCUGCUGGGUUCUGGUGGGGCUGGUCACGUAGAGGGACGGGGGAGCCUGGGGCUGAGCCCCCCAGCGCAGACAGGGAGGGGACAGACCUGGAUGGGGACCCUGUGGGGCAGCGAGGACGGAAAAAUGCCGUGUUCAGCUUUGGGCAGUGGGAGCUUUGGGAUCCCCUUUGCCGAAACACGGGACCGUGCGGGGAGACACCUCUCCUGGAGCUGCAGGAACACCCGGGGAGGGGAAGCGACGGCACCGUCACUCAAAGCCACCCCAGCCUGCCACGGUCAGAAUCAAUCACUGCUCCCUGCCUGGUCUGAACCCGGGUUUCAAACUGCUCCUUUUGUGGACAGAAAACGCCAUAUUGACCCCAAAACUUAUGAUUGGUGCAGUAAGGGGGACCAAUGUACUCUGAGGACUAUAAACUUCAAUUUUCCUUGGGUUAAUAUUCAUUAAGUAGACUUCAAUUGUAUUUUACAGAUUAUGGUGUCUCCUUGUGGCUGAGAAAAGCCUGGUUUGGUUUGUUCCUGCUGCUCAGGAAGUCACGGCCACUCACAUGAAAACAUGCAUUUCUGGCUGGUGUG